AAAGUAUAAUCUGGGUUUUAGCCGCCACCAUAAUUGAAAUGGAUAAAUGAAAUUGUAUUUUAACGUCACAAUACCAAUUUUCCCGAGUUGAAAACAGCUCGAGGUGUAGGGACUAUUUAUCUUGACCAAAUUAGUGUAGUCCUGAACUGCUUUUAUAUUUGUGGAGGUAGAUGUCGCACAAUGAUUGUUUCCCCGAGCAUUGAUUGAUCGGUUUAUUUCUGCAACAAUAACCAUUCAUCAAUGAGUUAUUAAUGAAGUAACAAUUGCAAUUCGUGCAGCAGCUCGGCACUUCUUACUCUCAGACAAAUAUACAAGCAUGUUCGGGGUUUUGGGUGUUGUUUGUCAGUUUUUUGUUGUGUUUUUGAGAAUUGUUCGUAAAUCAAAGAAAAUGAUUGUCAUUUUGUCUUUUGAGGUCAAAGGUGGGAAAAAAUCAUCACAACAUUGGGCGAUUUUCGACAUCCAAAGUCCAGACAUGAGUUCAUCUCUGCUAAAUCUACUUUUGGUUGGAGCUUCUCGUACCGUCCGAUUGUUUUCUUCACAAAGCCGAUCGCUAUGGACUUGCAAUGCCCAGAGAAUGGAUGAAGUGCAGAGGGCAAAAGAUGCUGCUGCAAAUCAAGCAGCUACUGCUACUAUUUUCAGCAAAAUAAUUGAUAAAUCCAUUCCUGCCAAUAUAAUUAUGGAAGAUGACAAGUGUAUCGCAUUUCAUGAUGUUUCUCCACAAGCUCCAGUUCAUGCUCUUGUCAUUCCAAAGAAACCCAUCCCUAGACUAAGCGAAGCAACUGUUGAUGACACACUUUUGUUAGGUCACCUGAUGAACACUGCAAGACUAGUGGCCAAUGAACUCAAGUUAAAGGAAGGAUUCCGCAUUGUCAUAAAUGAUGGCAUUCAUGGUUCACAGUCAAUUUAUCAUUUGCAUAUUCAUGUGUUAGGUGGGAGACAAAUGGGAUGGCCGCCAGGAUGAUCUCCAAUUCAAUUUUUUUGACUUUUCCAAUUAAUAUUAUGAUCCGACUGGCACUGUUUUUCAACUUCCUACAAUGAUGAGCAUACAACUUUACAGACAGAAUAAAACAUCUAAUAUGCCAAGCAUUAGAUA
Molecule: messenger RNA, 1093 nt
Organism: Styela clava
Lineage: Eukaryota; Metazoa; Chordata; Ascidiacea; Stolidobranchia; Styelidae
Source: RefSeq, a predicted model, not a curated record